AUGGACAAUGACAGGAAAGCCACGGCAUUGAAGCAGCUGCAAGGCCACAUUUGGAAGGACGCGUAUGAAAGCGGCGCCGUCAAGGGCCACGUGUACGACGAUGUGCGCCCUGCCAUGGAGCGGUGGGUGGCAGAUGGCAUCCAGGUUCGGAUUUACUCGAGUGGCAGCGUUGCCGCUCAGAAGCUCCUCUUCAAGCACAGUGAAAACGGCGACAUGACAAAGCUGCUGAGCGGCCACUAUGACACACGGAUUGGCGGGAAAAUGGAGGCCGCGAGCUAUCGUCGCAUCGCGGAGGAAGCAAUGACGAAACCAAACUCAAUCCUCUUCCUCUCGGACCGCAUUGAAGAGUGCGAGGCAGCGCGUGCGGCGGGGUUGAUGGUUGUCGUGUCAAUACGCCCAGGCAACGCGGACAUUCCAUCCGAUCGGCUAAACGCGUUUGAAAGCAUCACUUCGUUUGAUCAGCUUGUGUUGACGCCUGUGGACGGGGAACCGACCACCAAGACGGCAAAGACUGCGGCUGACGAUCACGGCAGCACGGCCGAUGCAGGGGCGAAGGGAAGCAGUGACACUGCAUAGCGCAAGCCAAUAAGACACAGGAUUCAUAGUCAAUGUUAAUGUGCACACGUGGUGUGUGUUUGUGUGCGUGUUGUGUGUCGCAUGUGUAUUUGUGUGCGUGUUGUGUGUCGCUUUCGUGUUUGUGUGUCGCAUGCGUGUUUGUGUGCGUGUUGUGUGUGUGUUGUAUGCUGUGUAUGUUCUCAAUAGCAACUCGCCACAUCAUGGCUUACUUGACAGCGUGAUUUUUAUUUGUUGGCUGGUGGAAAGAACCACAGGGCGAUACUGACGAUGAUGAAUGAACUCACAAACAACA
Molecule: messenger RNA, 868 nt
Organism: Salpingoeca rosetta
Lineage: Eukaryota; Choanoflagellata; Craspedida; Salpingoecidae
Product: enolase-phosphatase E1
Exons: 4
Coding region: 1-576 (191 amino acids)
Molecular function (GO): magnesium ion binding; acireductone synthase activity
Source: RefSeq, a predicted model, not a curated record